This is a messenger RNA of Exophiala dermatitidis NIH/UT8656, 2292 nucleotides long. RefSeq lists its product as uncharacterized. NCBI's taxonomy places the organism in Eukaryota, Fungi, Ascomycota, Eurotiomycetes, Chaetothyriales, Herpotrichiellaceae. The transcript has 2 exons. The coding region runs from base 1 to 2292 and encodes 763 amino acids. Gene Ontology annotation, cellular component: nucleus. The record is from RefSeq and is a predicted model, not a curated record.
AUGGCAGGCCGCACCGGAGCCAGCGCUCCACGACGGUCGGCGCGAAAUCAAAAGAGACAGACUACCCUCCAAUUCUCGCCUCUGCCAUCUUCAUCCCCUGCGAAGUCGGGGUACAGUCCCGCAGUGCAGAGCAGAUUGGCUAGUGUCAGAUAUCAAGGCUCAAAACACGCCUCAAAGACACCGCAGGAUGGGGAGGACGACAAGGUGGGGCUCACUGCAGCCUUACCCACACCUGAACCCUCCUCCCAAGUUGGGGAAUCCCAUCAUGUGACCGUUCGGGGCCCAACACGUACCGCAUCGCCCUCGUCUUCCCACGCGCAACGGGUAUCAUCAUAUGAAAAUCGGGACGAUGAAGAGGAUGACUACGAAGAUGACUUGGUGCCGUCGGCGAGGAAGAGAAGGAGAUUUUCGCCCAUUGGAAACCCCGUCCACCAAUCUGGCUCCCCUCAGUCGCGUCGAUCAGGGCGUUUACAGUUCAAUUCGGCGACACUGCCCGAAUACUCCUCCAGAGCGGACCGAACGAUACUGGCAGAACCACAAAGCUCGCCCUUGAAGAGACGAUCCGGUAGAAGACGAGCGCAUCAAUCUCCUUCCCGUACUGUGCAGUCACCUGAUUCCGAGUAUCGAUCCUCGAGCCCAGCAGUAUCCAACCGUGUCUCCUCAACGGCACGACAAUCAACAUCUAGACUUUCCGAUCUUGGUUCUCCCGAGGACAGUGAUGACGAGGAUAUCGUGAUGGCUUCCAGGCCGACCGCGAGACGGCAGCGGCAGUCCAAGCCCGCGGCGUCUCGCGAUCCUUUCGUUGUCAACGAUGAUGACGUUGAAUACAUAUCGGACAAUGACCGGCCUAUGAGGGCGCACAAAUCUCGGGGGUCGAAAGCGGAUGAUUUCGUCGUCGAUGAUGACGAGGUCGAGUACAUCUCUUCUGACGACGGCACAUCGCACGUCGCAAAGAACAAUGGCCGUAGCCGGAACAUAUCGGCAAGCCACAAGACCCCAAGCAAACGGCGCAGGUCUCGGAAGGAACAAGAGGAAUUGGACAAAGACCUGAAGGAUUUGCAAGAUUCCAACUCCGAGCCAGAGAUUACCGAAGCAAAAGGCCGUACGCGGGGCGGUCCGGUAACGACUGCACGCGAUAAAACGAGGGCCCAGCUUGAGCUACUAAGGAGGCGGCGGGCUGGAAAAAGGGCUCCUCGCGUGGAAGACUCCGAUGAAGAAGAGCCGGAGGAAGAUGGGGUUGAUAUCGAUUUCAUCGGUCGUCCAGACCGCGACAUCAGCCCUGAGGGCUCCGUCCAUUCUUCUGUCGACACUGACCAGGAAGGAGAGCUAAACCAGGGCCUGCUAGACGAUGGAGACGAAGACGAUUUCAUCGAGGAUGAUACAGCUGGCGGCGGCCGACUGGGACGACCACAACUACACCCUGAUAUUCCACUGGAAUUCACUUCAUUCGCCUCGGCCAAGCCCCGGGAACUAUUUCCCCAUAUAAUCGAGUGGCUCGUCAAGAACAAGAUCGCCCCGGCAUUCUCGCGCGACGACGAAUUAUACAAAUUGGCAUUUGCGCGCGUCGACGACCAAGUCAAGGCUCAGGCCGGCAGCCGACUGAUUUCGUCCGCAUGGGGCGACGACUUCAAGCGAGCCGUGCUAGCCAGACCAGACAUGAAAGUCCAGGCUCUUCCCGGCGACGACGAAGACAAUAUUCGCAACUGCGACGCUUGCAACCGCAGCGGACACCCUGCUCGAUAUGAAUUCGUGCUCUCGGGCCAACCGUACUAUAGGGAAUCAUUGGAACCUGUGGAAGAUGACGAAGACGAUGACCAAGACGAUGGUAGUCAGAGUCGCGAUGAGUACGGUCACGUUCUGCCCCCCUCUAAUCGCAAAUUCUAUCUUGGUCGCUUCUGCGCCGCCAACGCCGAAAUGGGUCAUAAAUUGACGCAUUGGAAAUACCAUCUUAACGAGGCUCUCAUGUCGUACCUCGAAGAGCAGGGCGUUUUGUCCCCCGAGGCCAUUGUCGCCCGCGACAAGAUGAACAAGAAGAAUCUCGAGAAGCUGGCCGAGAACAUUGUCGACAAUAUGCAGGAGACGGGCGUCAUUGCCGAGUUCUGGGCCGAUUUUGAAAAUGAUCUCAAUGAUGCUAGGUUGGGCAUGGAGGACUUUGAUAGAAAGGGUGGUCGCUCCAAGGGUCGUAUUGGUGCUGUCAGGGCAAGGGGUGGAAAUGGUUCUAUUAGAGAAUGGGGAGACGAUGGCAGGUACCGCGUCACGAAUGCUGUGACUGUGGAUUCUGAUUCGGACUGA